Messenger RNA from Oppiella nova, 579 nucleotides. NCBI's taxonomy places the organism in Eukaryota, Metazoa, Arthropoda, Arachnida, Sarcoptiformes, Oppiidae. The record is from the annotation of a GenBank genome assembly.
AUGAAGGACUUGAGCCAAACGGCGAGACACCAGUCCUACUCAUCUAACUCGUCAGCGGUGUCACCCAAUGGACAGCCGUCUGAGUUGUGGCCGAUUGGUGUCAAACUGGGUAUCGUCCGAUUGGGACGGGCGGCCGGAAAGUUAAAGUAUACGCUAUUGGAUGAGCACGACAUCGUAUUGGCCCGGGAGUACAGCUUCGAAGCGCGACUGGAGAUCGACCGCAAUGGUAACGGCGCCGUCAUAUUUGCCUACGCGUUCACAAACGGUCGACGCCGUUCAUCGGCCCGAUAUCUGCAGCUGCACUAUACCCUCAGCGUGAUGCCCGGUCAUGGAGUAGCGUACGCUCAGCACGUGGCUUUGAUGUAUAGCUACCUGUUGGCUGACCUGUUAGACACACAUCACGGGUGUCGGCUCCGGAUGAACAGGUACAAUAGCCUCGGCAGGAGCUGUAAUAACAAACAACAGACGACCUCCCAGUCCUCCAACGCCGCCACCACUACCGAACAGCACCUGAGCCUAUAUUGGGCAGCCAUUCAACAACUGCCACCCGAACACAUCCACAACGAAGUGAUUAUUUGA